Ictalurus punctatus (channel catfish) is the source of this 1864-nucleotide messenger RNA. It is a transcript of the gene pitpnaa, whose product is annotated as phosphatidylinositol transfer protein, alpha a. Gene Ontology annotation, cellular component: cytoplasm. The transcript is spliced from 12 exons. NCBI's taxonomy places the organism in Eukaryota, Metazoa, Chordata, Actinopteri, Siluriformes, Ictaluridae. The record is from RefSeq and is a predicted model, not a curated record. Gene Ontology annotation, biological process: phospholipid transport. The coding region runs from base 145 to 957 and encodes 270 amino acids. Gene Ontology annotation, molecular function: phosphatidylcholine binding; phosphatidylinositol transfer activity; phosphatidylinositol binding.
GCCGUGCCCCUUCGACAUCUUUCAGGAAAUGAAUAUAGAGAAAUAAGAAAAGCAGGAACUCGAAGCACUUGAAGGCGGACGAAACAGUUGCUGAAGGGGGAAGUUUGGCUUGAAUGUUACGGACGCCGGCGCGAGUACGAGAAGAUGCUUAUUAAAGAAUACCGAGUUGUUCUUCCCAUUUCUGUUGAAGAGUACCAAGUGGCCCAGCUCUACUCGGUGGCUGAGGCCAGUAAGAAUGAGACGGGAGGAGGAGAAGGAGUGGAGGUACUGAAGAAUGAGCCUUAUGAGAAGGAUGGAGAGAAGGGGCAAUACACCCAUAAGAUCUACCAUUUGCAGAGUAAAGUACCAGGCUUUGUGCGGAUGCUGGCUCCGGCUUCGGCUCUGAAGGUCCACGAGAAGGCCUGGAAUGCUUACCCAUACUGUCGCACAAUUCUCACAAACGAGUACAUGAAGGAUAACUUUAUGAUCAUGAUUGAGACGUGGCACAAGCCUGACUACGGUGACCAAGAAAAUGUACAUAAACUUGAUGCAGAAGCAUGGAAGAAGACCGAGGUCGUUUACAUUGAUAUUGCUGACAGGAGUCAGGUAGAUGACAAGGACUACAAACCUGAGGAGGAUCCAGCCACUUUCAAGUCAACGAAGACUGGAAGAGGACCUCUAGGACCUCAGUGGCGAAAAGAACUUCCUCAGAAGACUGACUGCCCUCACAUGUGUGCCUAUAAACUUGUCACUGUCAAGUUUAAGUGGUUUGGUUUGCAAAACAAAGUGGAAGGCUUCAUCCACAAGCAAGAGAAGCGCUUGUUUACCAACUUCCACAGGCAGCUUUUCUGCUGGAUAGACAGGUGGAUUGACUUGACAAUGGACGACAUUCGACGGAUGGAAGCGGAGACACAAAAGGAACUUGAUAAGAUGCGAGAAAAGGACCCAGUAAAAGGGAUGUCUGCCUCAGAUGAGUAAAGGCCCUGCAGCUGGGACUCUAUAUUGCCCAGUGAGCAGCAGUAUUGUUUGUGUCCCAGGCAGUGCUCAAGAGGAAGUCUUUCCUCUUGAUCCACUUCAAUAAGGUGCCUCCUUCAAGUCCUUCUCCCACAACCACAGAACUCCUACACACUAUAAACCCUCCUAAAGCUGGUUUCUACACUAAACAAUAAUAUAUAUAAUUCUAAUAUUACUGAUUAUUCCCUUUUAUUUUUAAUGUUUACUGCUUUUAUUUUAAAAUUGUAUUCAUCACCACAGGCGUUUCCCCUGCACGAUUUUAUUGAGCUAACUGACAACUAGAUUUUUUAUUUUUUUUUUGGUUUUAUUUUUUGUAUAAGCACUGACCCCACCACUGUAACACUUCUCAUACACUCAUUCUUGUUAGUUUGAUUUGCUUUAUUCACUUCUUUCAGCUACAUUCACCCCACUGUUGUCUGCUCCUAAUGCUGCCUUAGGGCGCUGUGUGGGUGUUUGUUUCAAGCUAGCAUUUUCUCCUAAUCAUGUGACCCACCACUUUUAACACAUGAGAAAAUACUCCUUGUAAGCAGUAUGGUGUAAUUGUGUUUACAUAACCUCAGCCUGAUUGAAUAUGCAUCACGUGUUUAAGGGAAUGAGGUUUUUUUUUUUUUUUAAGCGCCAAUGUGACUUGGUCUUCACUGUAAUGGUCACAUCAGUGCUGUACUCCUUUUCAAUUUGGUCUGAAAGUUUGGAGUUGUCUACUUUGCCUCUAUUUUAAACCGGGGCACUGAAGUUAGUUUAUUUAUUCACUGGGUAUUUUUACAGUUUGUCAAAUCUUCUGGGAUUAUGCAACACUGUGUAGGGCUGACAUUUUUCUACUCUUCUGGAAAUUCUAUCAUUUGAAACGGAUCAAUAAAAUGACAGACUUAUA